Ooceraea biroi (clonal raider ant) is the source of this 3846-nucleotide messenger RNA. RefSeq names its product zinc finger DHHC-type containing 8 (gene Zdhhc8). The record is from RefSeq and is a predicted model, not a curated record. Gene Ontology annotation, biological process: protein palmitoylation. NCBI's taxonomy places the organism in Eukaryota, Metazoa, Arthropoda, Insecta, Hymenoptera, Formicidae. Gene Ontology annotation, molecular function: palmitoyltransferase activity.
AGGAGGCACGCGCGCUGCCGCGCGAGUCGCGAGAUUCAGCGAAGGAGCGAGAGAUAUACAUUUCACGCUAUAUAUGUAUGUCAGCGAGGUGGUGUGUCGGUGGUCGCUGUUGGUCCGUAUAUGCGGGAACUGUUAAAUAUUAAUAACGCCGUGGACGCUUUCGCCGGAAUGACGCGCGAGUGACGGACCGGGGCCCGAUCGGCGGUGGUGUCGCGGACGCCCGGACGGCAGCUAGAAUGCGCGGCCGCGCUCGGCGCGGAUCGUACGAAUUGCAAAUAAGCCGAGCGCCCGAUGGACGCGGCCAUGUUUCCUGCUAGCAGAAAUCUCGACUGUUAAUAAUUCGCUCGAUCGUCGGACCACGAAGCGGGGCGUGCAGAAUGCCGAAAUGCGAUGUGAAGACGAGGUAUCUGCCAGCUACACUCGCGUGGCUAAUGCUGCUCGUCACCACGGCGCUCUUCUUCAUCUUCCCGUGCUCCAACUACUAUGUCAGUCGGUGGGGUUUGUGGGUACCGGCUCUCGAAGGAGUCGUCACCUUCUUCGUAGUGGUCAACUUCUCGUUGGCGACGUUCAUGGAUCCUGGUGUCAUACCGAAAGCGCCUCCUGACGAAGACCGAGAGGAUGACUUUCGAGCUCCGUUGUACAAGAGCGUCGAGAUCAACGGCAUCACUGUGCGUAUGAAGUGGUGCGUCACCUGUAAGUUCUAUCGACCUCCACGUUGCUCACAUUGCAGUGUCUGCAAUCAUUGUAUCGAGACAUUCGAUCAUCACUGCCCAUGGGUAAACAACUGCAUUGGUAGGAGGAAUUACAGAUAUUUCUUCUUCUUUCUUGUAUCACUCAGUAUUCACAUGAUCUGUAUAUUUGGACUUUGUCUGUACUACGUACUGCAACAUAAAGAGAAGCUGAGUGAAGCUACUUCUAUUAUUUCGCUCGUACUCAUGGGAUUAGCAAUGCUCUUGGUCAUUCCAAUCUUUGGACUGACUGGCUUUCACAUGGUCCUCGUUUCCAGAGGACGAACCACUAACGAACAGGUAACAGGCAAAUUUAAUGGAGGCUACAACCCAUUUUCUCGUGGUUGUCUACGCAAUUGCUGUUACACACAGUUUGGACCACAAUACCCAAGGUAUUGCAAGGAGCCAAGUUUACUUAAGCCUGAUAAAUAUUCAGGAAAACGACGUGGAGCUUGCGCGUCAGAGAUAUCUACUAUAGGCAGUGAGAACCAGGUAAAGACCUACAUGGAUAGCAGCAAUGGUGUUAGAAAUGCCAGUUCAAAUGCUUACAAUAAGUUAUCACCCGGCCGAGACGGAUCCGACACGGACAUGGAACCGACAGCGUCUCAAUCUGCAGACUGCGAGCCUACACCACCGUUGCAAAGACACGGUUCCAAAAGCAAUUUCUUCCUGCCACCUGUGGAGAACAACGAGUCUCCCAGGCAUCCUCCGUCAUCACAGCAUCGCCAUCCAAUACAUUAUCCCAGAGGAAGUCCACAUCCAAGGCCAAGAGGGAUGAACGGAUCUCGAAGUCACACACCCGACCCGUUGUCACCAGAGACGAGCGGUUCGGCCGCGACGGUUCCUCAACGUGGUCCGGGUCAGGGUGGCGCCAGUCCAACGAUGCAGCAGCGCAUCAAAGCUAUUGGAGUGCCUACUCCGCUUGCCAUAUCCAGUCCUAUACGAAGAUCAAACCCGGGCACACCGACGCAGGUCCGUCGGCCGGAUUUCAUCGGCGUGAACGAGGCGCCGACCUACUACGACGUACAGCAGGGAAACAGUGCCGUAGUCGGUGUCACCGGGUCGGUCGUUACUGGCUACAGUCCGCAGCGGCGUUUCCUGUCGGAGAGCGAACUCGUGCGACAGGGCACCGAUCAUCCGUACUCGAGAACCAACAACACGGUCGACAACAUACGCGAACUAGCGGGCUCGCCGCAACGUGGUGUCUACAUGUGGAAAGAUAACUCUCCCGGCAGCUAUCCAGGUCCACCCGCUGGAACAGUGGUGAGCGGCGCGCCGCAUCAAUCGCCCUCGCAGCGACCGCACCCGCCGUACGAUUACUAUCGCUCGAAUCCGACAAGCCCGACCCAGCAGUCGUACGCGGCGAACGCUCCCAGAGCAGCGUAUCAUCCAGCCAUCAGGGGUGGAGUACCAGUCUUCCCGCCGCAGCCGCUCCAGUCGCCGCAGGUCAAGCGGAAAGCAGCUACGAUGGCGACGCCUACCACACCGACCUCGGGAGACGCGCGGCGUCGCCCGAUGUCCUUCGUCCGAGCCUUGGAGAUGACCGACUCGAUGGAAAUGGUCUCGGCGCCUAACGACUCGAGGUCGCAACGACCAACGACGCCGACGCCGGACCGGGCAAGCGUGUACGAUAUGAACUACGAGAUAUCCGUAUAGCCCAGUUUUCCGGUCUCCGCACCAUCCUGCGGCUGGACGGAGAUUCUACAAGAGCCGCCUACGAGCAGUCUACGCGUCUCACGCUCCAACGAGGAAAGGAUGUACGCCAUUUACGAGAUAUCCGUUUGAAUUCUUCCGCGAUCGAUGGCAGUUUACGUCGCAUGUUUCACGUCGCGCAGCACACUUUUAAAGAUGCAAGCCACGGUCGGUUUCUUAAUUUCCUUUGUCGCCGUUCACACGGGACCGCCGUUAUUCUUGAAAUACGAUCAUUGCUCGCCAUCAACGAUCAGCAUAUGCUUAACGUGUACAUUCGAUAAACCACCAGUGAUGUGUGUGCGUGAUUCAUAUCGUGAUUGAUAGCAUUCGCUCUUCUAGUGAGCCCAUCGACGUAUCCACUGAGGAGCGAUCCGAAUUUAAUCCAUUGUGAAUUCGUACGAAGCGGUACACAUGUGAUAAACAUUUCUUUCUCUUAUUCUUCCUUUGGCAUUGCAAUCUUACCGUAUGGCAGUAGAGAGACCUUGCAUUUCAUGCAAGAUGCAUCUACGGCAUGCAGACGUCCUGUCCUGUCGUAUCACCAGUAAUAUCAUUGAUUUAGUCAUCCUUAACGGGAGAAUAAUAGAUUUCAACGUGCGUAGCAGUGAAAUAUGUUCGUUAUGUCGAGAAUAACAGCGUUCGGUCCAACUGACGAUCCGAAUUAACGAGUCACGGAGGCGUCAACGAAAGUAUAUCCCGAGCGCACAGAGGUUGACUUUUAUUGGAAUCGUCACCGAUAAUCGGCCCUCUCGCUUGACAGAAACAAUUCUAUUUUUUAGUACACGUUAAGGUCAGUUUAGAUUUUUAUACAAUGACACCGUGACUCACCCCCGUAUAGAAUACGAUAUUAAUCCAACGUCAUCCCUUCCGUUUUCUUUUCUUUUGUCCAUAUCUCUGUCGCCAAUAAGGUGCAUGAUUUGAUGAGAAAUGAGAAGAGCACUCUAGAAAUUACUCUUUAUUAAUUAAUGCUCCUUGGCUCUUCAGACAACAGGGAAAUCCGUGUCCAUUAAAGAGGGAAAAAAAAAGGAGUUACUUAACCAACUUAAGUCAUUACCAGAAUAGAAUAACAAAUUCUGUGUAAAAUAAUCGUGAAAUAUGUAGUAAAUUUUUAAUAUACAUAUUUAACAAUAUUUAUACGUAAACGAGUAAAAUACAAGACUUUAUAAGUUUUUUUGACUUGUUUGUUAUAUAUGAUGAUUUUAUCGAUGUGCCCACUAACAUAUUUUAUUUCUAUAUAAAGUUCGCAGAGAGAGAGAAAGAGAGAGAAAUAGGAACAGAAAGUAUGAGUGUAUAGAAGCAAUGUGUGAAUGAGGAAUGUAUUUUCAGAAGAGUGAGAAGUAUAGCCCUAGUUUCUCAAAUGUAUACAGGGGUGGCUGUUCAUACGCGCGAACAUAAAAUAAAAACUAUUUUGAUUUUGUUAAAAAAAAAA